Lachnellula hyalina is the source of this 966-nucleotide messenger RNA. It is a transcript of the gene vps26, whose product is annotated as Vacuolar protein sorting-associated protein. The transcript is spliced from 4 exons. Gene Ontology annotation, cellular component: endosome; retromer complex. Bases 1 to 966 code for a protein of 321 amino acids. Gene Ontology annotation, biological process: retrograde transport, endosome to Golgi; intracellular protein transport. NCBI's taxonomy places the organism in Eukaryota, Fungi, Ascomycota, Leotiomycetes, Helotiales, Lachnaceae. The record is from RefSeq and is a predicted model, not a curated record.
AUGUCCUACUUCUUCUCUACGCCCGUCGAUAUCGACAUUGUGCUGGAAGAUGGAGACGACAGGCAGAUGGUAGACAUGAAGACGGAGAAGAACCGCAGAGAGAAGGCACCUCUUUACAAAGACGGGGAAUCAGUCAAAGGCGCCGUCACCAUACGGCCCAAGGAUGGAAAACGAUUAGAGCAUACUGGAAUCAAGGUCCAGUUCAUUGGCACCAUUGAGAUGUUCUUCGACAGAGGCAAUCACUACGAGUUCCUCUCCCUCGGCCAAGAAUUAGCAGCUCCCGGCGACCUCCAACACCCGCAAACUUUCGAUUUCAAUUUCAAGAACGUGGAGAAGCAAUACGAGUCCUACAGCGGCAUCAAUGUACGGCUCCGGUACUUUAUUCGCGUCACGGUGUCGAGGCGGAUGGCGGAUGUGAUCAGGGAGAAGGAUAUCUGGGUCUACUCGUACCGGAUACCGCCUGAUAUGAACAACUCGAUCAAGAUGGACGUCGGAAUUGAGGAUUGUCUGCAUAUUGAGUUUGAGUAUUCGAAGUCGAAAUACCAUCUCAAGGAUGUUAUUGUUGGACGCAUUUAUUUCCUGCUUGUUAGAUUGAAGAUCAAGCAUAUGGAGUUGUCUAUUAUUAGGCGGGAGACGACGGGUGCGGCGCCGAAUCAGUAUAAUGAGAGUGAAACGUUGGUGCGAUUUGAGAUCAUGGACGGCUCCCCAUCAAGAGGAGAGACAAUUCCAAUCAGACUUUUCCUAGGCGGUUUUGAUCUGACCCCAACAUUCCGGGAAGUCAACAAGAAGUACUCUACUAGAUAUUACCUAAGUCUCGUGCUCAUCGACGAAGAUGCACGAAGGUACUUCAAGCAAUCUGAAAUCGUGCUAUAUCGCCAAGCACCAGAAAUUGCUGCCAAUGCGGGCCAGCAAACACAGAUCGCAGGAGCUCCUCCGCCAGAGAGAGCGCAGAUUCCUCAGGCAUGA